This is a messenger RNA of Plectropomus leopardus (leopard coralgrouper), 1494 nucleotides long. RefSeq names its product RNA binding fox-1 homolog 3a (gene rbfox3a). Gene Ontology annotation, biological process: nervous system development; regulation of alternative mRNA splicing, via spliceosome. The record is from RefSeq and is a predicted model, not a curated record. Gene Ontology annotation, cellular component: cytoplasm; nucleus. Gene Ontology annotation, molecular function: mRNA binding. Lineage: Eukaryota; Metazoa; Chordata; Actinopteri; Perciformes; Serranidae.
GUCCCCUCUCUCCAACCAGUUGGCUGUACAUGGAGACCCCUAGUUGGGCAGAAACCAAGCCAGGAAGUGGUCUGUGCAAACCAGGAACCAUUACUCUGUUUGGUAACGUGGUGUACAGUGGGCUGCUUAACGAGCACUUCUGGCACUUUGGGGUUCCCCUCGUCACCAGACUGGGUAACCAAGAGGCCCCAGCUCCCCCUGAAGCCAUGGCCCAACCCUUCCCACCGGCCCAGUACGCCCCUCCACCACAGAAUGGGAUCCCAGCUGAGUACGCCACACCACACACCCACCCACCUGCAGACUACACAGGACCAAGCACGGUGGCUGAGCACGCCCUGUCAUUGUACACGCCAACACAUACACAGAGCGAACAGCCAGGAAACGACAGCAACACCCCCGUCCUCACAGCCAACACAGUAACGCAGCCAGAGGACGUUGCACAGACGGAGGGAUCCCAGCAGCUCCACCUGCAGUCCAGUGAUUCAUCAGAGAAGCAGCAGCCCAAGAGGUUACAUGUCUCCAACAUUCCUUUCCGUUUCCGAGACCCUGACCUCCGGCAAAUGUUCGGGCAAUUUGGCAAGAUUUUAGACGUGGAGAUUAUUUUUAACGAACGAGGCUCCAAGGGCUUUGGGUUUGUAACAUUUGAAACAAGUGCAGAUGCUGACCGUGCACGGGAGAAACUAAAUGGUACAAUCGUAGAGGGACGCAAAAUAGAGGUAAACAAUGCCACAGCCAGAGUAAUGACCAACAAAAAGGUGGCAAACCCAUAUACAAAUGGCUGGAAGCUGAAUCCAGUGGUUGGAGCAGUAUAUGGCCCUGAAUUUUAUGCAGUGACAGGGUUUCCAUACCCCAGCACAGGAGCCGCCGUGGCCUAUAGAGGGGCCCAUUUGAGAGGGAGGGGUCGGGCCGUCUACAACACAUUCCGUGCUGCACCUCCUCCUCCACCCAUCCCUGCCUAUGGAGCUGUGGUCUAUCAGGAUGGCUUUUAUGGAGCAGAAAUAUAUGGAGGGUAUGCAGCUUACAGAUAUGCCCAGCCAGCUGGUACUGCUGCAGCUGCAUUCAGUGACAGUUAUGGCAGAGUCUAUGCAACAGCAGACCCAUAUCACCAUACGAUUGGUCCUGCAGCCACAUACAGUGUGGGCACUAUGUAAAUAAAAGACAGACAAGAGGAUGAGUACAGAUGGACAUCAUCUAAAAAAAAAGAAGAACAACACGGACAAGAAGGAUAAUUAAAAAAGAUCAACUAAAACAUUAAGACCCGAUUUGUAAAGGAGCUCUUCUAUCAAGAACGAAAGGGAUCUGAAAUGAUGGACGGGGGAUGUUUGAGGGUCUGCUCCAGGGCUCGGGAACCAAUAAGCCUGUAAUCGGGGGGGAAAGGAGCCAGUUGGUUCUGACCCCAGAAAAACAAGCCUUGCUGAGUGGAAGAGACCAAUUAGAGAAGUCACCAUAAAACAUUUUAUUUUUGUAAACUUUUUUAAGUUUAUGAUUUCCAAA